This is a messenger RNA of Cydia strobilella, 1886 nucleotides long. Its product is annotated as zinc finger protein 665-like. Gene Ontology annotation, biological process: regulation of transcription by RNA polymerase II. The transcript is spliced from 11 exons. Lineage: Eukaryota; Metazoa; Arthropoda; Insecta; Lepidoptera; Tortricidae. The record is from RefSeq and is a predicted model, not a curated record. Gene Ontology annotation, molecular function: DNA-binding transcription factor activity, RNA polymerase II-specific; RNA polymerase II cis-regulatory region sequence-specific DNA binding. Gene Ontology annotation, cellular component: nucleus. The coding region runs from base 217 to 1830 and encodes 537 amino acids.
GUCAGCUUGUUGUCGGCCAUUUUAUUUUUGUAUCGCCAUUUCGUUUCUUUUGUGAGAUGGAGGAUUGUGUGAUUUUAAAGUGAGACAGCAAGUAAAUCUUAAUUAUUUUGAAGUUUAGAUGAAUUGUCUAAGAAAAUAAUCAAAUUGGAGAGAAGUACGGGGAAUAAAAGGUAUGAGUGAUGAUUAGUAAUGUAAGUAAAUAGUUAGUACGGCGAAAUGUUCACGACGAAUGCCGUGCAAACCGGCUCAGUCCCGACGCUGCAGUACCAAGACCAGAAGACGCAAGGCAAGAAUAUAGAGAAUAGUCAGCAGAAGACCGCACAACAAACGCAACAGUCACAGCAGCAGGAAUUUCCCACAUUCUGUUACACCACAUCAAACGUGAACAUGAUUGGUAAGAUUGGAUCAGGAGCGACCAGUGCUGCCGGCGGAGUCUCCGGAGCCGUGAACAUCGCCCAGCUCACCACCAGUGAUGACAAAACAUGCUACAUUGCACAACCUUUUUCAUACAACUAUGCUCUGGUCAACCAGAUGCAGAUUGCUCCAAAUGGAAUACAGAAUACCAUAUCUAAUAUAAGUUUCAAAUGUGAUGUGUGUGGGCUUAUGUUUGGCCACCUUACACUACUUAAUGCACACAAAAGGAUACAUGCCCAGGAUUCAGAUGGCAACAUCACAGUUGUAGCCACAGGUGUUGGUGGCGGCAAUGAGGUCGCCAUGCCCCCUCACAUACAAAUUCUAUCUUCAGACACAUCUGAACAGCAACAGCAUCAUGUUCAGUUGCAAGAUACCAAACCCAUACUGGUUGACAAAGUUCAAAAAUGCAUCACAUGUGGAGGGCCCAUCACCAGUAACCCUAAGAGGAAGGGACCUAAGCUCAUCCGUUGUGAAAACUGCAUUGCACAAGAUUCUGUUGAACAACAAAGAAACAAUCAAUUGAACGCCACGCAGAUAUUCGUGACGUCAGAAGACAACGUCAAGUUUGAAGUGGGCGGCGUGAGCGGGGUGCAGCCCACCUCCGACCCCCUCGCCACGGCGCAGCCGCAGCAGCAGUCCCAGCAGCAAAAGCCUUUGCCCGGCCAUCAUCCAGUGAAAAAGAGAAACCUUGCUUCCGUGACCAAGUGCCAGAACUGCAACGGCUCGGGAAUCAUAUUCGUAGGCGGCAACAAGAAUAAGCUUAAUCAGUCCAACACUGACAAGCCCUUCCACUGCAAUAUCUGCGGCGGGUCCUUCUCUAGAUACUCCUCGCUGUGGUCUCACAAGAAGCUGCACUCUGGGGAGAAGAACUUUAAAUGUGGAAUAUGUGGCAUUGCUUUUGCGAAAGCAGUGUAUCUCAAGAAUCACUCCCGAAUUCAUACGGGAGAAAAACCCUAUAGGUGCAACACGUGUGGUAUGCAGUUCUCGCAGUCGCCACAUCUGAAGAAUCACGAGAGGACGCAUUCUGGAGAAAAACCAUAUGUUUGUGAGGUGUGUGACAAGGGCUUCGCGAGGCACGCUACGCUAUGGAACCAUCGGCGAAUCCACACCGGGGAGAAGCCGUACAAAUGCGAUACCUGCGGCUCCGCGUUCAGUCAAGCCGCUCACCUGAAGAAUCACGCUAAAGUACACUCGGGCGAGAAACCGUUCAAGUGCGACAUUUGCACCGCCGCGUUUGCCGACCGAUUCGCGUUGAAGAGACAUAGAGGAAUCCAUGAUAAGUAUGGUCAAACAACGCCGCUUCCAUCAAGAUUACAACAAAACCAGGCCGAGCUCGAGCAAGCGACGCAGCAAGCCGAUCAGCAGAACUCACAACCAGCCGUGGAAGUGGAGCUACACGGUGACCAGACGCUCUGAGUCAGAUAAUCUUUUUAAGUUUUUCAUACCCCACCCUACAUAGUAUUUUUUGGAAA